Molecule: messenger RNA, 2995 nt
Organism: Hemiscyllium ocellatum (epaulette shark)
Lineage: Eukaryota; Metazoa; Chordata; Chondrichthyes; Orectolobiformes; Hemiscylliidae
Product: RNA-binding protein 4B-like
Exons: 3
Coding region: 231-1103 (290 amino acids)
Cellular component (GO): cytosol
Molecular function (GO): zinc ion binding; mRNA binding
Source: RefSeq, a predicted model, not a curated record
CAGUCAAAACGAGCGCGAGCGGCCGGCCUGGUGGGAGAAGGCGCUCGGACGGACGGUUGGAGUGGCCGCCAUUUUGUUCGAGACCCCGCCAUUCGAUCGGGGGUUUUUUUCAAAAAAAGGGCUUUAUAUCUGAGGCGAUUGGCGUGGGGAGGGAGGGGUGGAGUUAUCGAUUCGAAUCGAGGCGCGUUUUAAAAAAUAAAGUGGGGUUGGGGGGGGAGGGACAAAGAAAAAUGAAGAUCUUCGUGGGUAAUAUCCCGAGCGAAGGGACGGUGGACGAGCUGAAGACGCUGUUCGGUUACUACGGCACGGUGCGGGAGUGCGACAUCAUCCGGCAUUACGGCUUCGUGCACAUGGACAGCGCCGAGGAGGCGAACCAGGCCAUCGCCGCGCUCAACCAGUACGAGCUGCACGGCCAGAAGCUCAACGUGGCCGAGUCCCGGCCGCGGCCCGCCGCCGUCACCAAGGUCUACGUGGGUAACCUGGCGGGCGGCUGCAGCAACCAGGAGCUCCGGGCCAAGUUCGAGGAGUACGGCCGGGUGGUGGAGUGCGACAUCGUCAAAGACUAUGCUUUUGUGCACAUGGAGAAGGAGGAAGAUGCAAUGCAAGCUAUUGCCAGUCUGGAUAAUCAAGAAUUCAACGGGAACAAGCUUCGGGUGCAGCUCUCCCGGUCGACCUAUGGGAAGUCUGGUGGGCAACGGGAUGUGUGCCAACGUUGUGGAAGGCAGGGUCACCAGGCCCGAGAUUGCCAUUCAGCACGCUAUAACCAGUAUAGCCAGUACCAGUACCAGGCUCAAUAUUACCCCUCUUACUAUUCAUACUACGAUUACGAUUAUGGCCAAGCUUCCUAUUACGAUUAUUACGAAGAUUAUCAGACCGCAAGUGCUGCCGCAGCUUACACGCCACUUGAAUACGUGAGGGAGAGGAGCCCCAACCGGUUGGGCACAUCCGUAGUAGGGGCCAACAACUGCACCCUAUACGAACGUACCCGCCUGUCACCACUCACCGUGCCAAAAUAUCAAACUGAGAAAUUCAUAGACGAUAGCAUCAGCAGGUAUGAUCAGUUUGACUACGAUAAUACUACCGACACCCGCUAUGCCCAAUGAACCGACGAUAUCCUCCUUCCUUCUCUUCCUCCUCCGCCGCCGCCGCUCUCCGAACAGAAGUUUGCUCUCUCGAGACGAAUACACGACCCCGCGAUCGCAGCAUGACAGCACCGAGGCAUUUAAAAACAAAUUUUAUUUCUUUCUCAAAAACAAAAAGAUACAAUCGAUGAGCCCUGCCUUGUGAUCCAUAGGUUCUGUAAACACACUUAAACGCUCUCUUUCUCACUGAUGAUUGUGAUCAGCGAUUACUUGUCAGUUUUGUUUUGGUUUUCUUCAAGCCCACCCAGUCACCAUUUUCCCCUCCUUUCCCUAGGCCCCUUCAAAACGAAACAAACCUCCCUUUAUGCAAGUCCUAUCCUUACCAAACACAGGUGCAAUUUCCCCUUCCCACGGUGAAGGCCACCUUCCCUUAAUGCUCUUCCAGCCCAACACUGCCUUUUAAAGAAGUGGGGAGCCUGUUCUGCUGUUUUCCCUUCCCUUAAGGGACUGAUGGCUGUUGUACUCAGUCCUGUGAUCUCCAAGUACCAUUUGUGAUUUGACAGCAGGCUGCUGCUCUCGUGGGGAGCUGCUCUGGUUAGGGCCUGGUGUCCGAAUCGUGGAUCAUACAAGAAGGCAGCUUCAGUCAAGGCACUUUCCUGUUGCUGUGCCACUUUUCCUUGCCUCUGCAAACGCUUAGCCCUCAAGGUGUAAAUCUCAGUGGCUGCAGGUGCCUUGCAGAGAUUGUGCUGUAAAGCUGAAUGGGCUCCCCCCCACUUUAAAUAAUCUUCACACUUAAUUAACUAUACCACCACUGUGAAUCAUCAACCACACAAUUCAAAGCCGCGUAUCAGGCACUCUGUUUCAGACAGAUGCUGCAUUCCUGCACCUUGCCAACACUGCUGGGAUUCUUGCUGCCAAGGGAUGCACAGGAGCAGACAGGCCGUCUCCUGCGUGGUUGUGCUUUCUUUCAUUUUAGUGAUUUAUCCUUCUGCAGCCUCGAGUCCGCUCACAGGCAGGGUGGCAGAGUGCGUGUCCUGUAAUUCACCGGCUGGCUUUACAGGUAAUGGUCCAAUUUUGCUGAGUAACUGAUCCCGCAUCCCCCUUUUCCCCCACCAGAAAAAAAAAUUCUCACUGCUAAAUUUCUCCACUGAAAGCAACGGGCAUGCUGUCAUUGGUACCAUCGGAUUUGUGUGAAGAGGAAGACAGGGUGGGGAGACUGCAGGCAUCUGGGUAACUUCCAGUCUUUGGCUUUUCGGAUUGGCUGCAUGAGGACAGAAUGUAUGUUUCCAGGCAGAGUGAGUGUGUGUGUAUGUAUGUGUGUAUACUGGGGAAUGUGUGUUUCUUAUGAUUGCCAUGGCAACACUGCCAACAUGGGUGACAAUUGACUGAAUUUCCUCUUGGGCAGUGUCAUGGUCCUGUGGACUUAAUGUCUGAUGGCUAGCUGAAGAUUUCUUGAAAUGGGUGCUUUUAUUUUGGCAUUGAGGAUAUGGUUCAGUCACAAUGUCACCUAUAGCUGAACCUUAAAUUUACCUGAGGUGUUACAAAUGACCUUCUGGAUAAUGACAAUGGGGAACUGCCACCUCAAAGAACAGACCCAGAGUGAUCUGGUGUCUUGGCUGAGGGUGAAUGGUGAAAGAGAAACAGCAAACUAGGGUUUUCUGUGGGCUGUUGAGUGGGAGGAGAGAGUGGAAGAGUAGAAGAAUGGGGGGGGUGGGGGGGUGAGUUUACAUAUCUGAUGUUACACAAUUUAAAAUAAGGCUUGUUUAAUUUUCUUACACUAUGAUAAUGAUUUAGUUUGUCAUAAUUGCCUACACUAGAGAACCAGUGUCUGAAAUUAGAGUUGGACAGGGAUGGGGAGGGCUGUUUGUAUCGUAACAUGUAGUGAAAAUUAAAUAAAAUUAGUCUGAAAUAUC